Molecule: messenger RNA, 210 nt
Organism: Plasmodium fragile
Lineage: Eukaryota; Apicomplexa; Aconoidasida; Haemosporida; Plasmodiidae
Exons: 1
Coding region: 1-210 (69 amino acids)
Source: RefSeq, a predicted model, not a curated record
AUGUGCUUCAAGCUAAUUAUAACGUCGCCCGUGUGCAUCCCUCUUAUAAAAAACUUUUGUUUCAACUCCAAGAACCUCAGGUACAUAAUAAUAAGCAUUGUGAACCAACAGCUGGUUACAGACUACCGGGAGAAGUUGGAGAAGAACCUGAGCAACUUCUUUCGCCAGUGGGGCAUAAACAUCACGCUUAUAACGGAGCUGGGCUCGUAG